UUCUUUUUGUUCCCAAAACACAUUUUUCUACAUCUUAGAGUCUUAGAGAAGAAAGGCAAGAUAAUCAAUCUCAUGGCGAUGUCGAUCUCCGGAGCUGUGUUUAAUGGUUUGGGUUCUUCGUUCUUGAUCAGUCGAGGCAAGAGAAGCGGCGUUGGACUUGGCGUAGUAGCUAUGAGGGUUGGCCGGAAAAAUGUGAUCACUUCACCUAAGUGCAAGAAGUCGUGGGUUCCGACAGCCGUCAAAGGUGAUGGUAACUCAAAACUCGACCCCAAAUGGCUCGAUGAUGCCUCACAGAAAGCUUCCGACUACGUGAAGGAGAAGGGAAGCGAAGUGGGACAUGCGUCUGCUCAGAAAGGGCAAGAUGUUAAUGAUCAUGUAGAUAGAGCAAAGUACUAUAUGUUUGAGAAAGCUAGUGAAGCAAUCGACAAUGUGGCUGAAAUUGCUCAGUUUGCUUCGGAGUUUGUGACGGAGAAAGGCAAGGAGACGAAGAAAGAAACUGCUUCAAUAUCGGAGAAAGCCAAAGACUUCAUUGUUGAAAAAGCCGGUGAAAUUAUAGAUAUAGCGACGGAUGUGAGCAAGAAAACGGCCAAGUACGUCGGAGAUAAAGCCAAGGAGGUUAAAGAAGCUAUAAUGCCUCCAAAAACUUAAAGUAAAGAUUUGAUGCAGCCCUAAACAUAUACGAGGUCUUGAGGCAAUGUAGCAAAAAAUAUGUAUUAUUAUGCGAGAUAAUGAAACUGUUAUAAUCAGAACUCUAAGACACGCCUCUUUAAUCAUUGGAAAAUUCUCUUCUAAGUAUGUAGUAUGAGAUAAUAAUUAGGAUCCUCCUAGCAAGGUAAUGAUGCCUAGAAAUAAG
Arabidopsis thaliana (thale cress) is the source of this 853-nucleotide messenger RNA. RefSeq names its product Late embryogenesis abundant protein (LEA) family protein. NCBI's taxonomy places the organism in Eukaryota, Viridiplantae, Streptophyta, Magnoliopsida, Brassicales, Brassicaceae. The coding region runs from base 73 to 648 and encodes 191 amino acids. The record is from RefSeq and is marked reviewed. The transcript is spliced from 2 exons.